AUGUUCGGGCUAAGGUUGGCUUUAGGAGCGUGCCUCUUCGGCAUCUGUGCAGCCCACGUUAGGUUAACUUUCCCUCCUGCGAGGACCUAUGCUCUGGACUUUCUGGAUAAUGUCCGUACCACUGGACCAUGCGGCAUGGAGUCAAGUGAAGAUGGUCUAGUGACGACCUUUGCCCCUGGUGACGUCAUCAAUGUAACCUGGCAUCUGGCCUACGCUCAUAGGGGUGGUUAUCGAAUCGAGAUCAUCAACCGAAACGAUGGGGUAAUCCAGGCCAACUUGACAGAGGGCGCGUAUGUCAGUGACAACGACACCACUGCUUGGAGCCACGAGGUCACCAUACCCACCAUGACUGGGGCCUACACCCUUCGUCUCAUUCGACAGGCAGCCGAAUGGGUGACCGGAAAUCCUGAUAUACCGUACCUCUUCCGGAGCUGCGCAGACAUUAAUAUUACCACAUCUGCUACUUGCAACGGUGGGGAAUGUUCAGGACAUGGAACGUGUAUGAACGGCAUGUGCAUGUGUGAUGCCCUCUACUCCGGCGAGUUCUGUCAAUAUGAAGAUGAGUGCGUCAACGAAGAUAACUGUGGAGGUUCAAGCCGGGGAGAGUGCGUUGACCUUGGUAUCACCACCCAUCCCAGGAGGCAGUGUUUCUGCAAGCAGGGAUACUUCGGCAAAGACUGCAUGAAUAUGAAUCCAUCGGGUUUCGCCAAUCCAGCGACCUAUGACCUGUCGAAUCACUUCCGCCGAGAUGUAAACCCGAGAUAUACCUUGUACUACAAAGUGAUUGAGAAUGAUGAGAUUGAAAUUGCUAUCGAUGCCAUGAGUACCACUUGGGUAGGUUUCGGAUGGAGACCACAAAACAUUAAUAGUAGCUGCCAAAACUGGCCAGUCCAUUACACCACCGGAGGCGCGGUGGGUGAACCCGAAUCAGAGUCCGAAGCGGAAGCAGAAGCAACACCAGAACCUGCGUUGGGAAGACGGCGACGUCAAGCCUCGGACGAGGUCAGGGUUCGAGUGGUCCGUGACAACCACGAAGACGACGAUGACCAAGCUUGGCAAUGCAUCGUCGGGCAAGGCCCCGUGCCCGAAGGCGAGCCCGAAGGCGAACCCGAAGGAACCUCCGAGCCAGCAGCGGAAGGCACCCCCGAACCCGAAGGCGAAGCGACCCCAGAACCAGCUGCUGAGGGUACCGCAGAACCCGAACCGGAAGGAGAACCAGAGGGAGAACCGGAAGGAGAACCCGAACCAGGAAGUCGUCUGCAUCCUAUGGACUGCAUGGAUAUCACUAUUGGUAUGGUAACCCAUGACAACCUAACCCGUAUCCAUGACUACUACACACGUGACCGCUCAACGCCCCGCCUUGAUUCUUUCUACGGGGGUAUGGACAGCUUGGUGGCUGCUAUGGGUGUCCAGUGGAGUAAUGGUUGGACUCGAAUUAUCUUCAGGAAGAAGCUUGAGGCGACUGAAUUGACUGACCAUUCCAUCGCCAACAAUGCUCCGAUGAUGACCAUUUGGGCUCGAGGACAGGAAUUCGGUCGCUAUGUCCACGUUCCUCCCAGUGGUAUAGAGUUUUGUCAGACCAAUGACUACAUGUUCUACCGCAGGGAUGAACUCAAGUACCACGGUACAGGCCAAGACCAGCGCGGUCUCAUCCCAAGCCUCAAUUUCUACAUGGAUCCGGACGCUGUUUCUGAUAGAUGCGUCAAUGAAGAAGUGGUGAUGGGAUCGAACUGCCAGGGAAGCGGGCCUCGAUGUGACAUGAGGGUCACUAUCGAGUUUAUCGCAGACACCGACAGUUAUGACGUCACAAUCAACACACCGUUACAGGCGAACCAGUGGACAGGGAUCGGCUUCUCGAGUAACGGUGAUAUGAUUGGAUCUGAUGCUAUCCUCGUCUGGGUGGAUGACAGUAGCAUGGUGCAGAUAAAAGACUACCAACUCGAUGGUAAAAGUGCGUCAGCCGUGGUUGAAGAUAGCGAUAGCAGUGGCUUGACUAUCGAUAGGGACAUGACUUCCUACGUCAACGGAAUUCUUAAUGCCAAGUUCAACCGCCUUCGAAAUACAGGCGACAGCAACGAUUUCCGAUUCACUGACAAAGAUAAUGGUUGUGCCAGACUUCUGUUACCAGUCCCAGGUGAUGGUUUUGGUGUUGUGAAUGAUGGUGGCAUGCCACAAUACCAUGGACGCACACCCAUGGUAACAGCCAAAACGUGCAUCAAGGCUUGCAAUGCUGGAAUCCGUCUUGUAUCAUCUAACUUAUCUCUUCUUCUAACCGUGUUCGUCGUUCUCCACAUAUUCCUCUCCAAACUCUUCUAAUUCAAUCAAACCUUUAACUUUCACCAUCAUAACUUAUCUUUCAUUCCAACUCCAUCUUCGCCAACGGUAGGAGACGGAGGUGGAUCCGCUACAAGCCUAAAACCUCUUUUAUCAUUGACCUUUUGCCUGGUGACAAUAGCCUCAAUUCUCUUUAUUUCGCGCUAAAAUCUCGAGAAAGAGAACUUCAGGCAAUUUUCAAAUUUAUUAGAUUUUUCACUUUAUCACUUUCAAAUUAACUUCAUCACUUUCAAAUUAAAGGAUGAUUUAGUAAUAUACAAUAAAUUGUGGUAAAUAACGAAAAUGAUUUAGAUGAUUUUUUUUAAAGGAAUGUGUAAGCAUAUGUUUUUUUUCUUAUAUUUGACAACAUAUUUCCUUUUGUUAUUUUGUAUUUCAGUAAUUGCGAAAUCAUUUUAUCCACGCUUUUAAAAUCAGCUUAUGCUGCAAGGUCUAAAAUCGAAUAAUGUAAUUUCCAUAUUAGUUUUUUUUCCGUUGGGCGAAAUCAAUUUUGUUAACGUUUGAGAACGUCUAACGACAAUUGUGCCAAAUAUUAUUUGGUACAAUUCAUAUUUUGUGUUGGUACAAUUCAUAUUUUGUGUAGUUUCCAUUUUGUAAUGAGCCCAAGACAGUUGGACCGAAUGGGAUUAGCCGAAUCGGAUAUUACGCGAAUUGGUGUUUUGGCUGAGUGUAAAUUAUAAACAAAUUGCUUUGUACAAAUUUAAUUUAAGCGGCGUGGAACUCAUUGUAACUUUUACCCAGACCUAGUGGUGUCUAGAUUCCGAAUCUUAACAUGACAAAGGCGAACUUAAAAUAUUGAUAUUUCUUGUAUAGCACUCGUUCAUUUGUGUGUAAUUUCAAUACAUAUUUAUUGAUCAAAUGA
Molecule: messenger RNA, 3193 nt
Organism: Lytechinus pictus (painted urchin)
Lineage: Eukaryota; Metazoa; Echinodermata; Echinoidea; Temnopleuroida; Toxopneustidae
Exons: 18
Coding region: 1-2316 (771 amino acids)
Source: RefSeq, a predicted model, not a curated record